Anoplophora glabripennis (Asian longhorned beetle) is the source of this 687-nucleotide messenger RNA. RefSeq lists its product as uncharacterized. Bases 98 to 580 code for a protein of 160 amino acids. Lineage: Eukaryota; Metazoa; Arthropoda; Insecta; Coleoptera; Cerambycidae. The record is from RefSeq and is a predicted model, not a curated record. The transcript is spliced from 4 exons.
AUGAGGUGGACUGACAUAAACUGUUCCAAUUAUGUCGUUAUAAAAAUCAAGCAAAACAUAGUUUCAUUCGGUUCUGGGAAAGUUACUCCUCACAGCCAUGAUAUAUCUGACCCCAGUUAUUGCGACAGUGUCAAUCAGUCUGCUGUUUAACGGUUUUCCGUUGAUUGGAGCUGAGGACCGUGCUGUAACAACUGAUCCGUCAAAAAUGCAAAAAUUUGUCACACUUGAUGGGUGUAAAUGUGAUGACAAUCUGCAAUGUGACUGUUGUGCUGGUAUAGACCUGACGAAUACUUCACAUCGUAACUUCUGCCUCAGCUUGAAAUUGAUUCCGAACGAAAUUACCCUGAGAGCAACAGUUACAAUAAGCGGAAAUAGCAUCUACACAGGACAAAUCGACCCAAGCGUAGCUCCAAUUUGCCCACCGGCGUUAGCAGGGAUCUGCCUUACCAUCAACCACGUCGACAUACAGAAACGCCAGGUCUGCUCUAAAGUGACUGCCACAAUUUUCACUCUUGUGAAGUUCCCUUGUAUUGGUCAGACAGAUGGAAAGCUGGCUGUUGAACCCAAUACGUAUCCGUGAACCAUCUCGAUGUCAGGCAAAAGAAAUAAAAAUAAAUGAUAGAGAAAAGAAUAUUGUUUUGUCUAUUUAUACGACAUUAAUUUGGACGGUUUUUAAUUUAAUUUAAU